AUGAGUUCUUUUAUGCCCCAAGGGUCUAACCCUCUAACAUCUUCAUUUACAUGUAAUACAUGCGGUAUCAGAUUUGUUACGGCAGAUCUUCAAAGACAGCAUAUGAAGACUGACUGGCACAGGUACAACUUGAAGAGAAGAGUUGCGCAAUUGCCAUCAAUAUCAUCAGAGAUGUUUGCAGAGAAGGUGCUUUCACAACAGAACCAAUCUGACGAAGAGAAUGACGAGGAUGAAUACGGUUUCCAUAUAAAUCAUCGGAAAUCAAGUAAGGGUUCGAGACAACUUACUAAGAAGUUUUUGAAAAAGCAAGCGAAAUUCGAUGAGCUAAGAAAAGCAAGAGAAGAGAACGAAGGAUCUCAUGUUAGAGCAUUAAGUCCAGUAUCCAUUUCUUCCGAAUUUUCCCAAUUUUCUCUUGGAGAUUCGGAACAUUUGUCUGUUAAUAAUGAUACUGAUACGGGAUCCGAACUCAACUUUACAGAUACUUCAGAAUUCACUGAUUUGGAUAUCACAGCCGAUGAUGAAGACUAUACCGACUCCGAUAUGGAAUCAGAUGAAGAGUUAGACGUUAUUCCAAUAACACAUUGCUUCUUCUGUGGAGCUAAUAACAAAGAAGUCGAAGCCAAUGUCAAACAUAUGUUUAACAGCCAUGGUUUGUACAUACCCGAGAGGUCCUUCUUGGUAGACUUAGAAGGGUUACUUACAUUUUUGAGUGAAAUUUUUACAGUGGACCUUGAAUGUUUAGUAUGUGGGUUUCUAGGAAAAAAUUUAGAGAGUGUUAGGCAGCAUCUUCGGAGCAAGGGCCAUUGCAGAAUACCUUAUGAAUCUAAGGAAGAGAAAGCUAUUAUAGCAGAAUUCUACGAUUUCAAUGUGGACGAAGGCAAUACCAAAUCCAAGACCAACAAAAAGGUCACAUUCACAGAAUCAAGCGAUGCAGAUGAGGGGGUGUUAGUAGAUGUCGUUCCUUCGUCUCCUGAACUCGAAGAUUCACAAGCCAGUAUCAACAACAAUUACUCCGUGGUGCAUGUUGACAGAUCAGGCGUUGAAUUAACCUUGCCAACUGGCUCGAGAAUCGGUCACAGGUCUAUGGCAAGAUACUAUCGCCAAAACAUCGCAUUGCCAAGAGAUUUAGCUGAAUCUGAGAAGACAGUUGCUGUUGUAGACAGAAGGUUUGCUCCUGGAUUAUCAUAUCACGACAUCUCUAAACAAGAGAAGGAAACUAGAAGACUUGCCCAACAAUCAAAGAAUGAUUACAUUAGAAAGAGCAAGCCUCAUAGAAUGAACUUCCAACCUCACUUCAGAGAUGAAAUCUUACAAUGA
Debaryomyces fabryi is the source of this 1317-nucleotide messenger RNA. RefSeq lists its product as uncharacterized. The transcript has a single exon. The record is from RefSeq and is a predicted model, not a curated record. Gene Ontology annotation, cellular component: preribosome, large subunit precursor. Gene Ontology annotation, biological process: ribosomal large subunit biogenesis. Bases 1 to 1317 code for a protein of 438 amino acids. NCBI's taxonomy places the organism in Eukaryota, Fungi, Ascomycota, Pichiomycetes, Serinales, Debaryomycetaceae.